Molecule: messenger RNA, 840 nt
Organism: Magallana angulata
Lineage: Eukaryota; Metazoa; Mollusca; Bivalvia; Ostreida; Ostreidae
Product: cell-death-related nuclease 7-like
Exons: 8
Coding region: 1-840 (279 amino acids)
Biological process (GO): apoptotic DNA fragmentation
Molecular function (GO): deoxyribonuclease II activity
Source: RefSeq, a predicted model, not a curated record
AUGAAGCAGCUUUUCUUAAUAAUCGGUUUCCUUGGAUACCAAAGCUACACUCAUAGCGCUAUCAACUGCAAAAACCAAUAUGGGAGAGCUGUUGACUGGUUUAUACUUUACAAACUGCCAAUGUUAAGCAGUGACGAAUUGAAAACAGAUGGAACAGAAUUUUUCUACAUGGAUGAGGAUAAUCAAAAUUUUCAGAAAACAAAUGCGCAUAAUAUUACCAAAACGAACGUUAAUCCUUUGUUCGAAACUCUGAAACCAAUUUACGCCAAAUCCCCACUUCUUCAAUCAUAUGCAAUGUAUAACGAUCAACCACCAUCUGGCCAAAAUGCAGCGCAAGCAAAAGCACAUUCAAAAGGUGCAUUAGCUUUUGACAAAAAGACUGGAUUUUGGAUGAUAUCGAGUAUACCUCGUUUUCCGGCUGAAGCAAGUAAAGGAUAUAUUUUCUCAGACGAACAAAAACCAUUUGGACAGAUAGUAUUAUGUGUUACAGUUGACCAGAAACAUAAAAAAGAAAUAGACAUAUAUACUCAACUGAUAAGUCCAGGGCUAACCAGCGAAAUCGACGUUCAAACAUGGAGACCAGACCUUAAAAACACGAAAAAGGUAUGGAAUGUUGUUUAUAUUGACUUUGGAAAGGGAAUAUCAUACAAAGCGUCGUUAGAUCACUCCAAAUGGGCGGUAGCCAAACAUCAACCGUUUACUUGCAUAGGGGACUUAAACAGGCAGAGAACACAGUUUAAACGAGGGGGUCUUUCCCUUUGCUUGAAGAAUAGAAAUGUUACAGAAUCAUUUCGAAAUCUUUAUUCCGAUAUCAAAAAAAAAGAGAUGAAGAUCAAAUGA